Aspergillus melleus is the source of this 447-nucleotide messenger RNA. It is a transcript of the gene FCY1, whose product is annotated as cytosine deaminase. The transcript is spliced from 4 exons. The record is from RefSeq and is a predicted model, not a curated record. Gene Ontology annotation, cellular component: nucleus; cytoplasm. Lineage: Eukaryota; Fungi; Ascomycota; Eurotiomycetes; Eurotiales; Aspergillaceae. Bases 1 to 447 code for a protein of 148 amino acids. Gene Ontology annotation, molecular function: diaminohydroxyphosphoribosylaminopyrimidine deaminase activity.
AUGGAACAGGAUCCUGGAUUCAUCGCUGCCGUGGAAGAGGCCAAGCAGGGUCUGGCCGAGGGCGGAGUCCCCAUUGGUGCUGCGUUGGUUUCCAAGGAUGGCAAGAUCCUCGGUAGAGGACACAACAUGCGCGUCCAGAAAGGCAGCGCGACGCUACAUGCUGAGAUGUCGGCUCUGGAAAACUCUGGACGUCUCCCCGCCUCUGCCUACGAGGGUGCCACCAUGUACACUACCCUGUCGCCCUGCGACAUGUGCACUGGUGCCUGCGUGCUCUACAAGGUGAAGCGCGUUGUCAUCGGCGAGAACAAGAACUUCCUCGGCGGCGAGGAGUACCUCCUCAACCGCGGAAAGGAGGUGAUUGUGGUGGAUAGCCAGGAGUGCAAGCAAUUAAUGGAGAACUUCAUCAAGGAUAAGCCGGAGCUUUGGAAUGAGGACAUUGCUGUUUAG